AGAGCUUCCCCGCGAUUCUCUCUUAUAUCGGCCCCUUCCCACCGCUCACCAGAUGACACCGCUUCCGACGAGCAGACGAUAUGGUCGAGCAGCCGGUUGAGCCAUGGCCUAGUGGCUCGAGCAUUCUGCUGGCAGCAUGGUCGAUCUCGGUGGCUACGUUAUCAUUAUAUGCGAGACCAAGGACAAGAAAAUCAAAUUAUACGGGUCACCAGCUGACAAAGGGGACCUUGAGGUUGGAGAUGAAAUCCUUGAGGUCAAUGGUAAAUCCCUCGAGGAUCACACACACACUGAAGUCAUAUCUCACAUCCAUCAGUGUAUUCGAUCCAGGACAAUAUGCCUCCGCGUCAAGAGAAGGAGCGCAAAUCGACUGGCUUUCGACUUGGCACAAAAUUCUCACGUCCAAGAUGCGUUUGUCAUCGCGGUGGAGGCCCAGGCACGGGAACGCCUCGAACGCCUCUCCGCUCUCAAACGGAUCAAGCCAGUCGAUAUGACCAAACUAUCCCAGCAGCUGAACCAGCAAAAUCCUUCGACAGAGCCGGAGCUCAACGGGUUCAUCGAAAACAGCCCGAUUUACGUGACGUCUUAUCCUCCUACGACUGGAGCUUCCGUCACACCGAGUCCAGGCUCGACCAAAGGGAAAAAAGGUCUCAGCAACGGGCACGCGGUCACCGAAGACCUGCCCGAAGAGAUAGAGCUGAAGCAAGAGCUAUCGACGGCCGAGGAGGACAACGAAGCGAAAAAGGAACAGUCCAACAACACCAACAACAAUCAACCACCUCAAACCCAACCGAUACCUCAACCGCAACCAAUCUCUCCACAGGUCCAAGUACAAGAGGAAUUAGUGGCCGUGAGGCGUGCCAGCUCGCCGUUCUCAAACGGAAGGACUGAAGUUUUAAUCGGCCAAGAUGUGCCAUCGACCGGCGAGAAGCUGAGAACGACUGCACUCAUAGAAAAUAAGAACUUGACUACACCUCCCGACUGCAUCACCAGGCCAAGACGGCGGAGCGGGAGCUCGCUGGUCGAGGCGGAUAAGGUGAGCGGGGAGCCAGCCGAGGAUGCAUACAGCAUGAUGGUGGUGAUGAGCAGCCUUGAAAACGGACCACAUAGGGAGAUGCCGGUGGAUGUACCGGAGUCCUUCAUAGCCAGGAGUAAAACACCUCCUCGCUAUCCUCCUCCAAGGCCAGCCAACAGGGGGGCUUUGAACGGUAGCGCGGGAAGCCCGGGGAAGCCAGUUCCUCCCCCGAGGGAGCCGCUGCCACGACCACCCCCGGCUGCCCAAAGAAAUAUCAACAACAACACGACGGCCGAGUUGAGCAAGGAACCAACAAAACAACAGCUUGACAGCAUCAAAAAAUACCAGGAACAAUUGAGAAAGCGGAAAGAAGAAGAGGAAAGGGUGGCGCAGCAAGAGCUGAUCAACAGAUCGCUCAGAGGGUCCAAAAAGUUACAAGCGCUCGAAUCGAGACCGGGUCUUGUAAACGAUGCUUUCGCAACUGAAGAACCGCCACAGGAAGACACUCUUCACAAAAUAGUCGGUUAUGGAGAGAUAGUUGCGAGCUUGCAAAGGCUCCAGUCGGCGCUAAAGAGAUCCGGCUUCACCAGUUUAGAGCGGUCGCUUUCUGCAGUUCAGUCACUACUUUCCGGGCCACAGUUCAGCAGGGCGCUUUCCACCCAUAACAGAGUCCAGGAAGCUCUAGCGGAGAACAGCUUUCCGCGGCCCGUCACUACCCAAUCACAAACACUAGUCAGAGAUUUCGUCGAAGGUUUGCAGUCGAGCAGCAGCGUCGAAGCUGUUGAACUGUGCGAAGUCCUCGGCAGAUACGAGUUCGAAGGGUUGCUGUACGCACACGACGCGGUCGCGAGGGAGGUCUGGAGCCCGACUACCACCCCAACGAAGUCCAUGCCCCCCACGGCGCCCUUUGACCCUCCGAGGAGCAAGGCUCCGACCCCCGUCCAGGAAGAUGACUCCAACAUCAAGAUCAUCAAGAUAGAAAAGACUAACGAACCUCUUGGUGCUACUGUUAGAAAUGAAGGUGAGUCUGUAAUGAUUGGCAGAGUGGUACGAGGUGGUGCGGCAGACAAAUCCGGCCUCUUACACGAAGGCGAUGAAGUCUUAGAAGUCAAUGGGGUCGAGAUGAGGGGUAAAUCCGUGAAUGAAGUCUGUGACCUUUUGUCAGCGAUGACAGGCACCCUGACAUUCCUUAUCGUUCCUGCAGCACCAGUAUACACACAUACACAACAUAGGACAGACACUCUGGAGCGGUCGUCUUGUUUGAGUUUCGCAUAUUGCAAGAUGCAUAUGAAGGCAAAUUUCGACUAUGACCCCGAAGAUGACCUAUACAUCCCAUGCAGGGAACUCGGUAUUAGUUUCCAAAAGGGUGAUGUCCUCCAUGUGAUAUGUCAGGACGAUCCAAACUGGUGGCAAGCGUACAGGGAGGGGGAGGAAGACCAGACUUUGGCCGGUUUGAUUCCUAGUAAAUCAUUCCAACAGCAGCGAGAAGCGAUGAAGCAAUCAACAAUAACUGGAGACAAAUUAAACAGAGAAAAAUCAAAGAAAGCUGGAACAUUUCUAUGCGCAAAAAAGAACACAAAGAAGAAAAAGAAAAAGUCAUAUAGUGAUGCCGGUUAUCCUAUUUAUGCAACAAAUUUGGUUGAUGAUUUUGAUCAGGAUGAAAUUAUGACUUAUGAUGAGGUAGCGCUAUAUUAUCCAAGGGCUAAUCACAAGCGUCCAAUUGUUCUCAUCGGUCCACCAAAUAUAGGAAGGCAUGAGUUGAGACAAAGGCUGAUGGAGGAUUCUGAUAGGUUUGCUGCAGCAAUUCCUCAUACAAGUAGAUCAAAAAAAGAUGGUGAAGUGGACGGUCAGGACUACCACUUCAUCACAAGGGCACAGUUUGAGGCUGACAUACUGGCGAGGAAGUUUGUCGAACAUGGUGAAUACGAACGAGCAUACUACGGAACAUCGUUAGAUGCGAUACGGUCUGUUGUCUCAGCAGGGAGGAUCUGUGUCCUCAACCUUCAUCCCCAGUCACUGAAAAUUCUUAGGUCGUCCGAUCUUAAACCUUACGUAGUUUUUGUAGCACCUCCCUCUUUGGAAAAGCUCAGGCAGAAGAAAAUCAGAAGUGGUGAAUCAUACAAAGAAGAGGAGUUGAAAGAUAUUAUAGAAAAAGCAAGAGAAAUGGAAGAUAAAUAUGGGCAUUAUUUUGAUAUGAUUAUUAACAACAAUGAUACAGAGAGAGCUUAUCUUCAACUUUUAAAUGAGAUCAACAUCCUUGAACGAGAACCACAGUGGGUUCCCGCAUCAUGGGUCAAGGCUGUAUGAGGAAUAUUGAUAAUGAGGCAUUCGGAAUCACCAGGGAGCUUGUCUAGCUAACGUGACGAUGGGGCUGAGGGAAUGCCCAGAACCCACACGAAAUCGUGUAUAUACACUUUGCUGAUUCCUCUAAUCACACCCAGUAUUGCUCCCUCGAGAUGUUCUGAUCAACUUGUAUAUCAUUUUUAUUUUGUUCAGAUUAUUUUUUACAGACUGACAAAAGAGAUGAGGUUUAAAUAUUUAUUUCUGCCACGACAGAAACAAGACAAUCGAGAGAAUGUCUGUCCUGGAUGCAACAAACAAACACACCUUUUAUCCUUCCCUUGUUGUAUACAUUUGUUUAGUAAUGUCUAUACCUAUAUAAAUAUAUAAAUAACGUAUAAAUAAUAAAAGUAUAUAUUUAAAUAUACAUGUCUUUCUAUGUUUUACAUACAAGCCUAAACACUACAAAAAAGUGUAAACACCCAACACUAAAGUGUGUUUAUAUACUUUACAAAAUAUAUGUAUAUUCUGAAGUAGUGGAGUGGUAUUUUAGAAGACAAAUGCCUCUUAGUGCCAAUGUUAAUAAAGUUAUUUUGUGCUCUGCAGUUUUCAAACAAUAAUAAAAAUUCAGCAGAAAUUCUGAGACCACUGUUAAACUUGUUAACGUUUUAAUUUUCAUGAUGAUGGCGCCCUCCCCCUCAUGAAAGAAAUUUAUACUACCUUAUUACUUUUGCUCAAUCGUCAUUAUUCUAAUUUAUGUAUAAAAUAUUGUAAUAAAUUGUUUUGUAUAAUUAUUAAAAAAUAUAAAAGGGAAAAAAUUGGAAUAACGAUAAGAAUAAAAUGAGUGCUGUGUUAUGUGUAAAGUAUGUUGUAAAAAAAAGUGUCAUUACAAAAACAAAAAAUUGUAUAAAGAAAAGUGCUUAAUUGUACAGGUUAGCUUGACAAUCAACAUAUAAUUUGUUGAAAGCAACAAUGACAUUUAUCAUGUAAACUUUUAAAUUGUUUAGUAGAAAUUGUAACAAUGUAGCACAAAUGAAGAUGGUUAAAAAAUUAAAAGGAAAAAAUGUACAUUUCAAUUUUGUUAAAGAUAUUAUUCCAACCAUCCAAUAAAAUUUUGCAAAUUCUAACCUGUACAAAAAAUUUCGAUUACUAAAUAAUACAAGAUAAAUUAAGAUCGACUUAAUACUGAUAAUGAGUAUUCUGAAAUUAUAUAAAAAAUAUAUUUUUAUUUGUAGAUAAAAAGAGUGCAAUUCUAAGGUGUACAAAUAGAAAGAAGUUAUAAAAUGUUUAAAACCUGGGUAUAUGAGAGGAGUAAAGUUUGAUUUUACAUUUUGCCCACCUACCAUGAUCACUCUUUGUAAAUAAUUCCUUUUGAGUAGUUCAAGGUUCUGGAAUAAAAAUAAUUUAAUUUUUCCUUUUGAGUAGAAAAAACCGCUUUCUGAUUAUAAAAUAAUAAAAAUAUUCAUAUUAAAUUUAAUUGUCAUAGUGCUAACACACAAUAGAGGGUGUCUUUUUAUAAUAGCCGAUACUAAAACAAAAACAGGAUUGUACUCAUUAUUCCACCACGUAGUUUCAAACUUUUUAAACUUAUCAAACUUAGCUUUUAUCGAUCGGUGAAAAAGCAAUUUUUGAAGUCCAAUGAAAAGAAUUCUUUUAUAAGCUUCCAUUUUAUAGCAGGAAAAUGUGCCAAACUAUCGAACGAGAUCAAAUGUCAGUGAGAGAGUUAGAAAAUGAUGAAAAGUUUAUUCAAAUUUACAGUAUUCCUCCCAUAGAAU
This is a messenger RNA of Cimex lectularius (bed bug), 5067 nucleotides long. It is a transcript of the gene sdt, whose product is annotated as MAGUK p55 subfamily member 5. The coding region runs from base 137 to 3319 and encodes 1060 amino acids. The record is from RefSeq and is a predicted model, not a curated record. Gene Ontology annotation, cellular component: plasma membrane; adherens junction. Gene Ontology annotation, molecular function: protein binding. The transcript has 19 exons. NCBI's taxonomy places the organism in Eukaryota, Metazoa, Arthropoda, Insecta, Hemiptera, Cimicidae. Gene Ontology annotation, biological process: establishment or maintenance of epithelial cell apical/basal polarity; morphogenesis of an epithelial sheet; generation of neurons.